GAGAUAAUGGAAGAGAUAAUGGAAGAGAUAAUGCUUAAAGAAACCUGGCGUGUAAAAAUUCCUUUCUAUUUGUAGUCGGGUUUUAAUAGACACGUUCGAGACCUCAACUUCAGACAUGACCUGGAUUUAUGUGUUGUUUUGUGUCCUUUUUUGUGGAUCUACGACGGGUUUUUUACUGGACACCAUAACGGGCCACCUGCCCCACCAGGUGUGCUACGGGGACCUGGGCUGCUUCAGUAACGGUAUCCCCUUCCUCAGCACCCACCGGCCCCUGUCAGUAGUACCCGCGAGCCCAGAUACCAUCGGCACUCGCUUCCUGCUAUACACGAGGGCUACACCAACCAUCACCAGCGAGGAACAACUUGACCCCAAGAAUGACCUCUCAAUCUCAAGGUCACACUUUGACGGCCAGCUAGCAACCAAGAUCAUCGUGCAUGGUUUCACCCACGAUGGCCACAAGAUGUGGGUCCAGAACAUGACGCGAGAGCUACUGGUCUUAGACGCUUUCAACGUCAUCGUCGUCGACUGGCACGCAGGCGCAGUGCUGCCAUACGAGCAGGCGACAGCAAACACGCGCGUUGUUGGCGCCCAGCUGGCCCAGCUGAUUAACACGCUCAUCGCCAGGGCGGGAACCAGCGCCGGAAAAUUCCAUAUCAUUGGCCACAGUCUGGGGGCGCAUAUCGCCGGGUACGCCGGGGAAAGGAUAACACACCUAGGCCGCAUCUCAGGUCUCGACCCCGCGAGUCCCUAUUUUGAGGACACAGAUAUCAAAGUUCGAUUGGACCCCAGCGACGCAGACUUCGUAGACGUCAUGCACACGGACGCCGGUGGGGUCAAGAACAUCGGUUUCGGGGCCACUCACCCGCUUGGUCAUGUGGACUUUUAUCCGAACGGAGGAGAGAGGCAGCCCGGAUGCGCUGCCGACGCCGUCGACAAGCUCGGCGCGACAUCGUGGGCAGCCUUGUCAACGUUUUUCAAUGUUUACGCGGCGGAGGAGGCCUUAGCGUGCAGCCACGAACGCUCCUACUACUACUUCACGGAGUCAAUCAACUCCCAGUGCCCCUUCACCGCCUGGAAGUGCGCCACCCUCGGGGAAUUCGACCAAGGACACUGCGUGAAAUGCACCGAUGACUCGUGCGCGCGCAUGGGUUACCACGCCGACCCGAGCAAAGGACUCAGGGGCAACUUUUAUCUCAACACCGAGUCGACAGAUUCUUUCUGCCAGUACACGUAUCAGGUGAACAUAAGUAGCCUCAACAACUUCGACGGCAUCUUGUACAUGACCCUUGAGGGAACCAACGCCACUAUCGGACCCACUGCCCUUAUGAAAAACAACCUGGUGCACCUCGGCAAGGACACCCUGGCCCUGCGUUACCACAGCCGCGUCAACGUGGGUUCUCCCACCCAUCUGACCCUGCGGUACGAGAAGAUAACCACGCCCUUCAUUAGCUCCUCAUACCCGGAUGAUUGGCACCUGCUUGGCGUCACCUUAUGGCAGGCGGACGAGAGUCGCAAGUACUCGUUUUGCAACACGUACCAUGCCGAGAUCGACAACCACAACUCUACAACGUUCUCUGUCCGCGGGGUCACGUGCUAGAGUCACGGGCUAGAGUCACGUGCCGAACUGAAUGACCGCUCUUUGAGAAAAGUCAUGCGUUUAUGACGUUGACUAUUCAAUAAACUACUUUAACCCAUGAUAUGUGUUAAAUAUUACAGUUAUGCCUAAAAUAUUUUCAAGAAAAACACACAUCGUCAAUCUUAAUAUACAUUUUAUUUCUGAUCGUCAUGCAUUUGAGACGGUGCAUACAAAAGUGUUUGGAAAAAUGUUUACAUGUACGUUUUAAAAUCAUCUUUUUGUAUUAGGUUUGAUCCGGUGAUACUUCAGCAGUAAAUAAGCAUUAGCAGUGUGAACGUUACAUUUUUGGUUCAUAAUAAAACAUCUGAAAAUAAAAAUGGCCGCUGAUGAAGACCGCGAGGUCGAAAGCUUCGGCAAAAAAUAAA
Molecule: messenger RNA, 2001 nt
Organism: Dreissena polymorpha
Lineage: Eukaryota; Metazoa; Mollusca; Bivalvia; Myida; Dreissenidae
Product: inactive pancreatic lipase-related protein 1-like
Exons: 9
Coding region: 116-1597 (493 amino acids)
Biological process (GO): lipid metabolic process
Molecular function (GO): triacylglycerol lipase activity
Source: RefSeq, a predicted model, not a curated record